ACAAAGAUGGAUGCAAAGAACCCAAAGACCCUGUUGGAUCUCGCUAUGCAGAGUCUGCUGAGAAAUGAGUCUGCAACAAUCCAAGCUCUGAAGGAUAUGCCAAGAGUCUUUUUUGUUCCACUGUUCAUUGCUGCCUUCGAGGGUGGGCAUAAGAAUACAUUGCUUGAGAUGGUGAAAGUGUGGCCCUAUUACUGUCUCGACUUUCGGUCAUUAACUGUACAGGAGCCUCAACAUGGACUCCUGAAAGCCAUGAUUGAGAAUCUUCCAGUGCGUCCUUCAAGGAACUCUGCUUCUAGGAGACCUAAACUGAGGAUCCUAGAUUUAAGACAAGACAACGACUGUAGGACCAUAUGCCAUGAAGACAGCAUCAAGGAACCUUUCUGUUUUCAUUCUUGUACUUAUUCUGACAGUUCUAUCCUGAAAAUAGAACGGCAGCAUCGUUUUGUGAAUACAGAGUCCGUGGUUCAGUUCCCCAGGCCUGUAGAGUUACUAGUGGAUCUUUCCCUAGAUGGCUCCUUAGUGGAAAAGGAAUUUUUGGUUUUGCUUACAAGUAAAAUUAGGGAGAGUUCAGGGUCUUUGCACAUAUGCUGUCGAGCUUUGCAAGUUGCUAAACUGUGUGACAGCAAAUACACCCUGAAUUUUCUUGAUCUCAACUGUGUUGGUCAGUUGUCAAUUGAUAUGGGUUCACUGAGUGAUAUCACCAAUGUCCUGUCUCAGAUGGACCACCUAGAGAGCCUCAGUCUGUCUAAAGUCACUUUUAGAUCUCUGGGUGGGAAACUCUUUAAAAAUUUCCUCAGUUACUUGCGACGUAUGAACACUCUUAAGGAAGUCAGCUUCUCUUCAUUCUGUCUCACAGGUCAUCUGGACAGAGUGCUCAGAGUCCUGCCACCUGGACUGCACUUCUUGUAUCUGCCAUUCUGUGAUCUUUCGCACAGAGACUUCAGAUUUCUGGCCCAGAACCCUCAGGCCACCCACCUGCAGCUGUCAAAUCUUAGAAACAACUCGAUGUAUUGGGAUGAUUUUGAGCCUUUUCAAACUCUUCUGGCAAAUCUCUCUGGUACUCUUCGGCAUCUAGAGAUGAAUCAUUGCCUUAUAAAUGAUAAUGCAAUCUCUGUCCUUAUCCCUGCCCUGAUUCGUUGUACUCAUCUCCGUGUCCUGUGCUUUGCUUCUAACCCCAUCACAAUGCCUAUGCUUGUGACUAUCAUGAAUAAUUUAACACCCUUGAAGAAGCUAAAACAUGUGAUUAAUCCUAACCCUAUACAUUGCUAUGGAAUAUUGCCUUUUCAGGGCAGUAUAGACCGAAGGAAGCUUGCUAUUUUACAGCUGUUGAAGGUGAUGUUAGCACUUGCAGAGAGGCCUGACAUGAACUGGAUCACUUACUUAGAAUAAAUUUCACAGUCCAACACAGUUUCAACCCGAUAUGUAUUAUUUAAGUACUAAAUGUUAUUUCCUGGACCCCCCCCCACAAUAUAUAUAUAUAUAUUUCUUUAUAUUAUAGAAAAUUACACUUAGGGAAUAUAGGUGUGUAACUGAUUCCUACACAGAGUAAUUUAGAAAAGAUGGAGGACCUCGAGAGUUCCUGUGUAUCACUGUUCUACUAUUGAUAUAUUUCAUUUUACUGACCACAGUGAUGUGUAUUGUGUAUAGUACAGGAUGAUCAAGUCCUAGUUUGCUCUAUCUCUGCCCACACUGUUUGGUUCACUUGUUGGUACAUCACACAAAUCAGAACAAUGACAGCCUUUCUUGCCUAUAUUUGUGGAAGGGUUGGUGGUUUUUGAAGAGAAUGCUUUCAUCCCCUAAGUUACUUUAGGCUGAUUUUGGUUGCUUUUGGGAAUCCAUCAGGAUUUAAUAGUGGGGCCAGGAAAGAAAGAUAGCAGAGGCUCUGAGGUAUCAAUAGAACCUUCAAGAACAUAAAGACCAUUUCCUACUUCUUGAUGUAGGUCUGCGCUAAAGUUUCCACUACUUCCCAUGAAGUCCUCAGCUGGCUCUCCAGCCUUUGUCACAUGAAUUUUUAGGUGGGAUUUAGGGUCCUUCCCAUAAUAUUCCCCCUACUUCCUUUAGUUCUCUUACUCUACUCCCAGUUCUGUUAAUCCUGCCAUUUCCCUAGCUGUAUAAAUCAUUCCCUAUAUGUAUUUUGAUUCUUUUUCCAUUAGCUGUUCCCCAUUUGGUAUGAUACAUACUAGCCAUGGGUGAGUACUGAGUCCAACUUAUUUUAUUCUCCAGAACAUAACAUAAUUAUAAAUUCAGUUUGCAUAUCCUAGACAUACUUAGUAAUGAUGUGUGUAAAGUCUAGAGUUAAUAAUUUGCACAGGGCUAAGGAAUGCCUCAGUCUUCCAGUUGCUUACCACACAAGCCCGCCUGUGCUCAGAUCCGAACCUAGUGUUUGUGUAAAAAGCUGGGCAUCCAAGUGCACACUUGUCACCCCAGUGUGAAUAGGUGGAGGAAGGAAGAGCCUUGGGGCCAUGUGGCCGGACAUUCUAGCAAAUUAGGGAUUUGAGGUUCACUGAGAGAUCCUGUCUCAGAAAAGAUGUGUAGAAGAAAAAGCCAGAUACUGACUUUUGACAUGUAUGUGAGCAUGUGCGUGAGCACACUCACAGAGACAAGGAAGUGCACACACUUCCUCCCACAUAUGAACAUGGACACAUAAAAAUAUCGUACUCAUAUUGUUAAUUUCUUGAGAUAGCAUGCUGCGUCACAAAGACAUGGUAAAGAUAGAUUAGAAUUUGUUCUGUCCACAUGUUGAAGUGCCAAAAUGACUACAUUUCACUAACUAAAAAAAAAUGAGUAGACUCUAAGUAAUAAUUUACACAUGUUUUCUUAAUGAAAUAAUUUAGUAAAAGCAAUGGCUUAGAAAUUUAUAAUUUCUUUAAGUAAGGUCAUACUCAGUUUCAGUCUGACCACAGAUAAAAGUAAUUGAAUUUUGUUUUUAGUAGUGAUACCGGUAAAUAUCUCAAACUAUGUUGUACUGGCAUUAUUAUAAUAAGAAAACUGGCAAGACAAUUAACAUUUGGUUUUUUUAUUAAUUUUUUGUGGUAACCUUGUAUUUCCAAGUUCAUAAGAAAAAGCAUGUUAAAAUAAACUGAAAUUAAUGUGUCAUAUUUGUUUUGUGAUACAUUUCAAAUUUGUUCAUAUUUUCCAUAAUGCUUGUGUCAUGAUAAUAAUGCAGAAUAUUUCAAAGAGCUACUAAAAUGCCAGUGCA
Peromyscus leucopus (white-footed mouse) is the source of this 3199-nucleotide messenger RNA. Its product is annotated as melanoma antigen preferentially expressed in tumors-like. Gene Ontology annotation, cellular component: cytoplasm. Bases 7 to 1389 code for a protein of 460 amino acids. The transcript is spliced from 3 exons. The record is from RefSeq and is a predicted model, not a curated record. NCBI's taxonomy places the organism in Eukaryota, Metazoa, Chordata, Mammalia, Rodentia, Cricetidae.